AUACUACAGGAGGAAAUAGUGCUUAGUGAAACCACAAUGGCAGUGGAUAGCCCGAACAGUGAUCAUAGGAGCUCCCCAAGAUGGAUGUUCUGGAAGAAGAGACGUUACCUGGUAGCAUGCCUGGCCUUCCUGGGGUUUUGCAACGUCUACAUCAUGAGGGUGAAUUUGAGUGUAGGCAUAGUCGCCAUGACUACCAGCUACACAGUCGUCUUGGAGAACGGAACAACUAUUGAAACACAGGACUUUGAUUGGGACUUCAAGAAGCAAGGAGUGAUCCUCAGUUCCUUCUUCUACGGCUACUUGAGCACUCAACUACUAGGGGGAUGGUUGGGCGCCCGUCUGGGUGGCAAGUUCGUGUUAGGGGUUGGAGUGCUCGUCACUGCACUGCUCACCACCCUCACACCACCAAUCGCCACUACCAGCUUUUACCUAUUCGUCUUCGCUCGGAUCAUCGAGGGAUUGUUUGAGGGAGGGACAUAUCCCGCUGCCCAUGCUCUCUGGGCUCGGUGGGCUCCUCUGCAAGAACGAAGCUUUCUAGUAGGGUUAUCACUUUGUGGGACUCCCGUGGGAACGGUAUUGGGUCUACAGAUGUCCGGAGUGUUGGGUAGUGUCUUGGGCUGGCGGGCUAUUUUCUACAUCACAGGUCUCUUGAGUCUUGUGUGGUCCAUAGUUUGGUUAUUAGUGGUCAAAGACCGCCCAGAGGACGACCCGAACAUAUCUCCUGAGGAGCUGCAGUAUAUCAAGGACUCCAUAGCCAGUGUCCCUCCUGCAAGCAAUCAGGUGACACAUCCGUGGCUAAAGAUCUUAACUUCCCUACCGUUUUGGGCUAUUGUAGUUGCCGAUUUUGCUGUAGGCUGGGCUCAUUACACCAUGCUUAUUUUGCUCCCUACAUUUAUGAAAGAUGUAUUCGACUAUAACCUGGCUGAAGCAGGGAUCAUAUCUUCACUUCCGUAUGUGAUGAUGGGGCUGUCCACUCAGUUCUUUGGAGGCAUCAGUGAUUGGCUGCAAAAUACAAAUGUUCUAUCCACUACACAGAUACGCAAAAUAUUUCUGAGCGGGACUCUGCUGGGCCAGGCGGGUUUCCUGUUCCUGGCAGGACACUUGCGGUCCUCUAUUGCCGUAGUCCUGUGUCUCAUUGUAGAUCUCGGACUGGAGGGCAUCACUUUCGCCACUUACUAUGUCAACUGCCUCGACAUCGCGCCCCAGCACGCCAGUGUGUUAUUUGGUAUCUCAAACACCUUUGGAAGUUCAGCUGGGGUUAUCACUCCCCUGCUUACAAGUUUCAUUGUCACCGAUAAGAGUGCGGAGCAGUGGGAGGUUAUAUUCUACAUCGCCAGUUCUCUCAUGGCGGUGGGAGCCGUGUUCUGUGGUGUGUUUGCGUCUGGAGAUAGGCAGCCCUGGGCGGUGGAGCAACAAUCUACUCUACCGUGCAAGAAUGGCAACACUGGUUGCUUGAACAAUGCAUUCAGUGAUACCCAUGAGGAUAAAUCCUAACUAUAAUGACUCUAGAUCUUUAAUUUAUAUACUCGAAUGUGUUGAAUUACUUUCAAUCAAUAUUUACUGUGAAUAUGUAUUAAUAACAAUUGUUUUUGGUUACGAUCACCAAUUUCUAACCAUUGCAAUCCAAAUUCUCAAAUCACAGUGUUUAGAUUUUUAUAAUAAUGUAGAAAGAUUCUUAAAUAAGUACAACUAAGAGUAAGCUAUAAUGCCUUCUAUAUUAUUUUAUUCGUGUUGAAAAUAGAAAAAUAGAUUUUAAAAGUGUCUCAACGUUGCUCUUAUCUAUAACGUAAUAUCAUAUUGGCCUAUUUAAUUAUGUUAUUAAGAUCCAAAAUAAACUUAUUAUACGUACCUAGAAGAGCAUAAUCUAUAAUUUUCGGUUUAAAUGAUGGUUAAAGUUAUUAUUUGAUGUUUAUAUUAGUUUUGUGCAAUAUACGAACUAUUAGUCUAGGUCCCGAACCCAAUUUAUAUACAAUAAGCACACAAUCGUGUCUCGUGAAAUCGAUAUGAUAAUUUGUCCUUAAGAAAAUUGCAAAUUUAGCUAUCGGCUCUUGGACUGGAUUUACUCCCGUACAUAUUUUAAUAUUUGUUUGUAUGCGCUAAUGUUAUUUAUAAUUUAUAUUUAGUAUAUUAUUAUUAUACAUUAUUUUUUAAGUAUAUAUCAAAUUUCGUAGCUUUCUUAGUGAAAAAACCUUUAAUGUAAUACGAUAGCGCCCUAGGGUAGUUUAAAAAAUAUAAUUAGGCAUAUAUAAUUCAUCACGCACCAGGUACUCAUUUUUCAGGGUUCAUUAUUAAGAGGACCAGAGGUUAAGGAAACUUGCGAGUAAUUGUUAUAUCAGGUUUUGCACUUCUAAUUAAAAAUAAUUUUGUUUCCAACGUAAAA
This is a messenger RNA of Homalodisca vitripennis (glassy-winged sharpshooter), 2380 nucleotides long. RefSeq names its product vesicular glutamate transporter 2.1-like. Gene Ontology annotation, biological process: monoatomic anion transport; transmembrane transport. The coding region runs from base 37 to 1494 and encodes 485 amino acids. Gene Ontology annotation, cellular component: plasma membrane. Gene Ontology annotation, molecular function: transmembrane transporter activity. The transcript is spliced from 11 exons. NCBI's taxonomy places the organism in Eukaryota, Metazoa, Arthropoda, Insecta, Hemiptera, Cicadellidae. The record is from RefSeq and is a predicted model, not a curated record.